CUGGCGCCAGACUCUCUGGUCGCGGUUUGGAACUCUGAGCGGGAAGUGGGUGGUGGGCGGGCAAGCGGUAGUGGGUUGUCCCUUGGAGCUGCCCAAUCGACGUGCAUUAUUCUGUUGGCGCACGGCUGCCUUCAAUUACCGUCUCAUUACCUGAUCUCAGCAGCCUGGGAGACACCACCCAUUUGAGCUGUAAGGAGGGCGGGGCUUUGGGUGUGCCUCCGCUCGACUGGCUGCGGCUUUGAAAGACAGCGGCAGGAGCCAAUCAGCAAAUCGACUCUUUUUCGGCACACGCAGUCGCUCCACCCGGGUCGCGACCGUUACUGGUGGCGCGCGCGGAGACUUAAAGUAGAUCAUGGAGGACACCCAGGCUAUUGACUGGGAUGUUGAAGAAGAGGAGGAGACAGAGCAAUCCAGUGAAUCCUUGAGGUGUAACGUGGAGCCAGUAGGGCGGCUACAUAUCUUUAGUGGUGCCCACGGACCAGAAAAAGAUUUCCCACUACACCUCGGGAAGAAUGUGGUAGGCCGAAUGCCUGACUGCUCUGUGGCCCUGCCCUUUCCAUCUAUCUCCAAACAACAUGCAGAGAUUGAAAUCUUAGCCUGGGACAAGGCACCUAUCCUCCGAGACUGUGGGAGCCUUAAUGGUACUCAAAUCCUGAGACCUCCUAAGGUUUUGAGCCCUGGGGUGAGUCACCGUCUGAGGGACCAGGAAUUGAUUCUCUUUGCUGACUUGCUCUGCCAAUACCAUCGCCUGGAUGUCUCUCUGCCCUUUGUCUCCCGGGGCCCUCUGACAGUAGAAGAGACACCCAGGGUACAGGGAGGAACUCAACCCCAGAGGCUUCUGUUGGCUGAGGACUCGGAGGAGGAAGUAGAUUUUCUUUCUGAAAGGCGUGUGGUAAAAAAAUCAAGGACCACAUCUUCCUCUGUGAUAAUUCCAGAGAGUGAUGAAGAGGGUCAUUCCCCUGUCCUGGGCAGCCUUGGACCGCCUUUUGCCUUCAAUUUGAACAGUGACACACAUGCGGAAGAAGGUCAGCAACCAGCCACAGAGGAGGCCUCCUCAGCUGCCAGAAGAGGUGCCAUUAUAGAGGCAGAGCAGUCUGAAGCUGAAGUUGUAACUGAAAUCCAGCUUGAAAAGGAUCAGCCUUUAGUGAAGGAGGGGGACGAUGACACAAAAGUCAAGAGGGGUGCAGGGAAUGGAGUGGUUCCAGCUAGGGUGAUUCUGGAGAGGAGCCAACCUCCUGAAGAGGACAGUGACACGGAUGUGGAUGAUGACAGCAGGCCUCCUGGAAGGCCAGCUGAGGUCCAUUUGGAAAGGGCUCAGCCUUUUGGCUUCAUCGACAGCGACACUGAUGCGGAAGAAGAGGGGAUCCCAGCAACCCCAGUUGUCGUUCCUAUGAAGAAAAGGAAGAUCUUCCAUGUUGUUGGUACAAGGGGUCCUGAAGCACCAGGCCUGGCCCAUCUGCAGGAGAGCCAGGCUGGUAGUGAUACAGAUGUGGAGGAAGACAAGGCCCCACAGGCUGUCCCUCUGGAGAAAAGCCAAGCUUCCAUGGUUAUCAACAGUGAUACAGAUGACGAGGAAGAAGUCUCAGCAGCACUGACUUUGGCACGUCUGAAAGAGAGCCAGCCUGCUAUAUGGAACAGAGAUGCAGAAGAGGACAUGGCCCAACGUGUGGUCCUUCUGCAGCAAAGCCAAACCACCACUGAGAGAGACAGUGACACAGAUGUGGAGGAGGAAGAGCUCCCAGUGGAAAAUAAAGAAGCUGUCCUCAAGGGUCACACAAAGAUUAGAGCCCUUGUUAGAGCACAUUCAGAAAAGGACCAACCUCCUUUUGGGGACCGUGAUGACAGUGUGGAAGCAGAUAAGAGCUCACCUGGGAUCUACCUGGAGAGAAGCCAAGCCUCCACCACAGUGGACAUCAACACACAAGUGGAGGAGGAAGUCCCGCCAGGGUCAGCCAUUGUACAUAUAAAGAAACAUCAGGUGUCUGUGGAGGGGACAAAUCAAACAGAUGUGAAAGCAGUCGGAGGACCAGCAAAGCUGCUUGUGGUAUCUCUAGAGGAAGCCUGGCCUCCGCAUGGGGACUGUGAAACAGAUGCGGAGGAGGGCACCUCCUUAGCAGCCUCAGCAGUUGCAGAUGUAAGAAAGAGCCAGCUUCCAGCAGAAGGGGAUGCUGGGGCACAGUGGGCUGCAGCUGUUCUUAAGCAGGAGAGAGCUCAUGAGGUGGGGGCCCAGGGUGGGCCACCUGUGGCACAAGUGGAGCGGGACCUCCCUAUCUCAAGACAGAACCUCACAGAUGUGGUGGUGGACACAGACACUCCAGGGGAAUCCACCCAGCCACAGAGAGAGGGAGCCCAGGUCCCCACAGGAAGGGAGAGAGAACAACAUGUAGGUGGGACCAAGGACUCUGAAGACAACUAUGGUGAUUCUGAAGAUCUGGACCUACAAGCUACCCAAUGCUUUCUGGAGAAUCAGGGCCUGGAAGCAGUCCAGAGCAUGGAGGAUGAACCUACCCAGGCCUUCAUGUUGACUCCACCCCAAGAGCUUGGCCCUUCCCAUUGCAGCUUCCAGACAACAGGUACCCUAGAUGAACCAUGGGAGGUCCUGGCUACACAGCCAUUCUGUCUGAGAGAGUCUGAGGACUCUGAGACCCAGCCUUUUGACACCCACCUUGAGGCCUACGGACCUUGCCUGUCUCCACCUAGGGCAAUACCAGGAGACCAACAUCCAGAGAGCCCAGUUCACACAGAGCCAAUGGGGAUUCAAGGCAGAGGGAGGCAGACUGUGGAUAAAGUCAUGGGUAUACCAAAAGAAACAGCAGAGAGGGUGGGCCCUGAGAGAGGGCCAUUGGAGAGAGAAACUGAGAAACUGCUACCAGAAAGACAGACAGAUGUGACAGGAGAGGAAGAAUUAACCAAGGGGAUACAGGACAGAGAACAAAAACAGUUGUUAGCUAGAGACACCCAGAGACAAGAAUCUGACAAAAAUGGGGAAAGUGCAAGUCCUGAAAGAGAUAGGGAGAGUUUGAAGGUAGAAAUUGAGACAUCUGAGGAAAUACAAGAGAAACAAGUACAGAAGCAGACCCUUCCAAGCAAAGCAUUUGAGAGAGAAGUAGAGAGACCAGUAGCAGACAGAGAGUGCGAGCCAGCUGAGUUAGAAGAGAAGGUGCCCAAAGUGAUCCUGGAGAGAGACACACAGAGAGGGGAGACAGAGGGAGGGAGCCAGGACCAGAAAGGGCAGGCCUCCAGCCCAACACCAGAGCCUGGGGUGGGGGCGGGGGACCUUCUGGGACCUAUCUCAGCCCCCGUACCUUCUGGGAACCAGUCAGGUGGAAGGGGAUCCCCAGUGAGCCCCAGGAGGCAUCAGAAAGGCCUCCUGAAUUGCAAGAUGCCACCUGCUGGGAAGGCUUCCAGGAUCAGAGCUGCUGAGAAGGCUUCCAGGGGCGAUCAGGAAUCUCCAGAUGCUUGUCUGCCUCCUACAGUGCCUGAAGCUCCAGCCCCACCCCAAAAGCCCCUUAACUCUCAGAGCCAGAAACAUCUUGCACCUCAGCCCCUUCUUUCUCCCCUUUUACCUUCUAUCGAGCCAACCGUUCGUAAGACCAGGCAAUAUGGGAGUCAGGAAGCUCCAGAGACUCGCUUGUCCUCAGAGCUGGAGCCUUUCCACCCAAAGCCUAAAAUCAUAACUCGGAAGUCCUCCAGGAUGACACCCUUUCCAGCUACCUCUGCUGCCCCUGAGCCCCACCCUUCCACCUCCACAGCCCAGCCAGUCACUCCCAAGCCCACAUCUCAGGCCACUAGGAGCAGGACAAAUAGGUCCUCUGUCAAGACCCCUGAACCAGUUGUCCCCACAGCCCCUGAGCUCCAGCCUUCCACCUCCACAGACCAGUCUGUCACCUCUGAGCCCACAUCUCAGGCUACUAGGGGAAGAAAAAAUAGAUCCUCUGUCAAGACCCUUGAAACAGUUGUCCCCACAGCCCCUAAGCUCCAGCCUUCUACCUCCACAGACCAACCUGUCACCUCCAAGCCCACAUCUCGGUCCACUAGGAGCAGGACAAAUAUGUCCUCUGUCAAGACCCCUGAAACAGCUGUCCCCACAGCCCCUGAGCUCCAGCCUUCCACCUCCACAGACCAACCUGUCACCCCUAAGCCCACAUCUCGGACCACUAGGAGCAGGACAAAUAUGUCCUCUGUGAAAAUCCCUGAAUCAACUGUCCCUAUAGCCCCUGAGCUCCCGCCUUCCACCUCCACAGAGCAGCCUGUCACCCCUGAGCCCACAUCUCAGGCUACUACGGGAAGAAAAAAUAGGUCCUCUGUCAAGACCCCUGAAACAGUUGUCCCCACAGCCCCUAAGCUCCAGCCUUCCACCUCCACAGACCAACCUGUCACUCCUGAGCCCACAUCUCAGGCUACUAGGGGAAGAAAAAACAGAUCCUCUGUCAAGACCCGUGAAACAGUUGUCCCCACAGCCCCUAAGCUCCAGCCUUCCACAGACCAACCUGUCACUCCUGAGCCCACAUCUCAGGCCACCAGGGGCAGGACAAAUAGGUCCUCUGUCAAGACCCCUAAAACAGUUGUCCCCACAGCCCCUGAGCUCCAGCCUUCCACCUCCACAGACCAGCCUGUUAUCCCUGAGCCCACAUCUCAGGCUACUAGGGGAAGAACAGAUAGAUCCUCUGUCAAGACUCCUGAAACAAUUGUCCCCACAGCCCCUGAGCUCCAGGCUUCUGCCUCCACAGACCAGCCUGUCACCUCUGAGCCCACAUCUCGGACCACUAGGGGAAGAAAAAAUCAGUCCUCUGUCAAGACCCCUGAAACAGUUGUGCCCACAGCCCCUGAGCUCCAGCCUUCCACCUCCACAGACCGACCUGUCACCUCUGAGCCCACAUCUCAGGCCACUAGGGGCAGGACAAAUAGGUCCUCUGUCAAGACCCCUGAAUCAAUUGUCCCUAUAGCCCCUAAGCUUCAGCCUUCUACCUCCAGAAACCAGCUUGUCACCCCUGAGCCCACAUCUCGGGCCACUAGGGGCAGGACAAAUAGGUCCUCUGUCAAGACCUCUGAACCAGUUGUCCCCACAGCCCCUGAGCCCCAUCCUACCACCUCCACAGACCAGCCUGUCACCCCCAAGCUCACAUCUAGGGCCACUAGGAGAAGGACAAAUAGGUCCUCUGUCAAGACUCCCAAACCAGUUGAACCAGCAGCCUCUGAUCUUGAGCCUUUUACUCCCACAGACCAGCCUGUCAUCCCUGAGGCCAUAGCUCAGGGUGGUCAGAGCAAAACACUGAGGUCUUCCACAGUAAGAGCUAUGCCAGUUCCUACCACCCCUGAAUUCCAAUCUCCUGUCACCACAGACCAGCCUAUUUCCCCUGAGCCUAUUCCUCAACUAAGUUGCAUCAAGAGGCAGAGAGCCACGGGGAAUCCUGGCUCCCUCGCAGCUCCCAUUGACCAUAAGCCUUGCUCUGCACCCUUGGAACCUAAAUCCCGGGCCUCAAGGAACCAAAGAUGGGAAGCAGUGAGAGCAGCUGAAUCCGUUACAGCCAUUCCUGAGCCUGCCUCUCCCCAGCUUCUUGAGACACCAACUCAUGCCUCCCAGAUCCAAAAGGUGGAACCAACAGGUAGAUCUAGGUUCACCCCGGAGCUCCAGCCUAAGGCCUCUCAAAGCCGCAAGAGGUCUUUAGCUACCACGGAUUCACCACCACAUCAGAAACCGCCCCAAAGAGGGGAAGUCUCCCAGAAGACAGUGAUUAUCAAGGAAGAGGAAGAAGAUACUGCAGAGAAGCCAGGGAAGGAAGAGGAUGUCGUGACUUCAAAACCAGGCAAGAGAAAGAGAGACCAGGCAGAGGAGGAGCCCAACAGAAUACCAAGCCGCAGCCUCCGACGGACCAAACUUAACCAAGAAUCAACAGCCCCCAAAGUGCUCUUCACAGGAGUGGUGGAUGCUCGGGGAGAGCGGGCUGUGCUGGCACUGGGGGGAAGUCUGGCUUGUUCAGCGGCAGAAGCUUCCCACCUGGUCACUGAUCGCAUCCGCCGGACAGUCAAGUUCCUGUGUGCCCUGGGGCGGGGAAUCCCCAUUCUCUCCCUGGACUGGCUGCAUCAGUCCCGCAAGGCUGGUGUUUUCUUACCCCCGGAUGAAUAUGUGGUGACCGACCCUGAGCAAGAGAAGAACUUUGGCUUUAGCCUUCAAGACGCACUGAGCCGGGCUCGGGAACGAAGGCUGCUAGAGGGCUAUGAGAUCUAUGUGACCCCUGGAGUCCAGCCACCACCACCUCAGAUGGAAGAGAUCAUUAGCUGCUGUGGAGGCACAUACCUACCCAGCAUGCCUCGGUCCUAUAAGCCUCAGAGAGUUGUGAUCACAUGCCCUCAGGACUUCCCUCGUUGUUCUGUUCCACUGCGGGUUGGGCUGCCGCUCCUCUCACCUGAGUUCCUGCUGACUGGAGUGCUGAAGCAGGAAGCCAAGCCAGAGGCCUUUGUCCUUUACCCUUUGGAGAUGUCAUCCACCUGAGAACUCCACUACCCUUUUCCCUCCCAGACCACGAAUUAGAAGAUAUGUGGAAGAAAGAACUUAGGUCGUUAGAAAGGAUUGGGGUAUAUUGAUACAACUUGUCCUGGAACAUGGGUGGGACCAGAAAUCUUUAUGAAUAAAUGAAAAGAUAAGGGAUUUGGAAGCCACAGGUUGUUUUUUGUUUGUUUUUUUAAUGGCCAUUUUAUUUUAUUUGUAUUUAUAGUUUUUUAUUUGUAUAGAUUUAGGGGAUACAAGAUUUCUUACAUGCAUGUAUUAAAUGGCCAUUUUAAAAUUAGCUAGUUUCAUGCUCAGAUGUCAUAAGUGGCAGCUAUCUUUAGCCAGACUGUUGCAGUUAUUGCUCGAUGCCACUCGUGUCCUACCUCCUAUUUGGAAACCAUCUCUAUUGUUUUCUUACUGAGAUUCUUAUUUUGGGGUCAGGAACUUGAAGGGAUGCUUGGAGUGAGUAGAUCUGAGGGUCCAGUUAUGGAGUGCUACUAAAACAUUUUCUUCUCCUGGCCUCUGGAAGCAUCUUUAGCUUUGACUUUGGGCAAGUCUCUGUACUUUUCUGGCCAGCUUUUCCAGGAUUUAUAAAAUUAGAGCUUCGGCUUAACUUCUGUGAUAAAUAAAUAUUCACUCUGUGCC
Nomascus leucogenys (northern white-cheeked gibbon) is the source of this 7135-nucleotide messenger RNA. It is a transcript of the gene MDC1, whose product is annotated as mediator of DNA damage checkpoint 1. Gene Ontology annotation, biological process: positive regulation of transcription initiation by RNA polymerase II. The record is from RefSeq and is a predicted model, not a curated record. Lineage: Eukaryota; Metazoa; Chordata; Mammalia; Primates; Hylobatidae. Gene Ontology annotation, cellular component: nucleus. Gene Ontology annotation, molecular function: protein binding.